Messenger RNA from Amphimedon queenslandica, 1317 nucleotides. RefSeq lists its product as uncharacterized. The coding region runs from base 21 to 1175 and encodes 384 amino acids. The record is from RefSeq and is a predicted model, not a curated record. The transcript is spliced from 5 exons. NCBI's taxonomy places the organism in Eukaryota, Metazoa, Porifera, Demospongiae, Haplosclerida, Niphatidae.
GUUCAUGCAAAGAUCCACUGAUGGGCAGAUUAGUAGAGUAUCUAGGCCAGGAAUUAGCCAUCUUGCUGAUGUUCUUCUCCCUUUUAGCAAGAGUAGAUAAGGGAGUCCUUGCAAUCAUUCAGUAUGAGAAGGCAUUGGCAGGUACUGAAGUCAUAUUAUUCGAAUCGUGUUCAAACUGGUUAUUUACUAAUGAUACUGUCACUGAUAUACCAGCCACCAGUAUGAAUGGUGUAUCUAUCAAAUAUGGUGAUGAAUUGCAUAUUAGUAACAUUAAUGGAUAUCAUGAAGGAUUAUACAAAUGCAGCAGUGAUCAUUCUGUAGCAGUGAACUUGACUGUUUAUGCUGUACCACAUUUUCAAAGUUUUGGUACGCAUCAUGUAGUGUCAGAUGGACAGUCUACAGUUCUUAAUAUAUCACUGGAUUAUGUUAAUGGAGGGGCAAGAGGAGCUAAACAAAACAUAUAUGCUGUAAUUUUGAAAAAAGCUGGUGCAGGCAGUUCAUUACUAUACUGCUACACUGAUGGUCGCGGUUGUAGUGUUAAAAAUUCAUUCAUACAAAACUACACUCCAACAGAUGCUCCUAGUAACUUUACUGCAUCAGUGAAAACCAGUAAUGUUAAUAUUUCUGACAGUGGAACAUACGAGGCUAAAGUCGAACUGAAUGACAUUAAUAAUCAGAAUUAUAUUAGCGUGAUUUCAAGUACACUUACUUUGUCAGUGAUUCCAAAACCUACAGCAACUUACAGUGCUAGCAUGCAUUCAACUAUCACAACACAACAGGUGAUGAUGACUUCCAGUUCUAUUUCAUCAUCAUCCAUUCAUCCUUCUCCAACUUCCUUGCCACCAGCUGUGCAAUGCAACAGCAAGUACAAAUACGACAUUUAUUUGUGCUCAAAAGAUGCCUUAGUUGCCAUUGUUUCCAUGAGUGACAAGUCUACACUACUCUAUGAAUGGAUUGAGGGAGUAUUAAAAAAGACUAGCACGAAUAUUGAUAGCUUCAAGAAGAAUCAUAGUAAUUGCUUGAGUCAGUAUAAGGGAAGCACAACCAAAGCACGUGUUAAUGGUAUUCAAACACGAGAAUUAAAAAGGAACAAGAUCAACAAUUGUAAAACUGAGUGUGCUGGAUUAGUAGCUAAAAUGCUACGACUUGUUGAUCAAACUGGCUGCAAUGAAUGAACUGAUUAAUUAUUUUAUUUAUAAUUUCAAUCGUCAAUACUUGUUAUUAUUGAUAGUUUAUGUUUCCUCUCAUAGUAUUUAAUAUUUAUUAUCAAUUUUCAAAUGCACAUAAUUAGAAGAAAAAUGUAGCUAGUAAAAGAUA